AUGGAUUGUGAAGAAAACACAACUGUGUUUUCCACCCUGAAGUCCUUCAAUUCCUUCAUUAGCAGCUCUGGACAUUUGCCCCAGCUGCCGGGCACCUCAAUGGCGUCCAGUACCAACCUGCAGAACCAGUACAAGCGCAGUAUGGAGUUGUUGGAAGCGGCCGAGAAGGUCCAUUCGCAAAGUCGUUACCUGAAGUUGGAUCAGGAGAAGAAACAGAUGGAACUGAGUCACAAACGUGUUCGCGUGGAGCUGGAGAAAAGUGCCAGUGACACAGCAUGCAACCUGAAGAAAGUGGAAGAAAAGAACAAUGAAAUGGCAGCGGUAAUCAAGAAGUUAGAGGAGCGUGAGUCGGAGGCAGUCAAGAAGCUGGCGCAGCAAGUGGAGACCAACCGAGAACUCGGCAAGAACCUAGAGAGUCUGGCCAAGAAGUUGGAGGAGCGAGAUGCCCAACUUAACACCUCUAACCAGAGCUUUAUCUGUCUGAAGGACGAAAUUAGAGAACUUAAACAGAAGCUUCAAAACAAGGAAUCAGAAGAUUCCACUCAGAAGUUAGAGAAACAAGCCCUGCAGGAGCAGCUGGAGUUACAGCGGAGAAAGUACCACGAAAUGUCUCAGCUGUGCCAGAGCCUCCAAGCAGCACAGUCGUCCUGCUCAGACCAUGUCAUUAAAAUCAAGGAGUUAGAAAGACGUCUGUCUCUCCAGGAACAAGACUUUUCCAUUGUGAAAAGCAUCAAGUCCCAGGCCACCAGGGUACCAGAUCUGGAAAAAGAGCUCAAGCUCCUUAGAGAGGAAAAUAUUUUUCUCAGGGAGAGCAGAGAGAACUGUAACCUGCUGAAAGAAGAGGUGGAAGGCCUCAAGAGAAAGUUGGAGCGUAUGGCCAAGACCAAAGAAGAUUUAGUGAACAUGGAAUUAGAGAAGGAGAGGUUGAUGGAGAAGAUCAGAGCGUGGGAAAACCUCGGCGAAUCGACUGGACUUAACAUCAGGAAACCAGAGGAUCUGUCAAGGGAGGUGAUUCAAAUCCAGCAGAGGGAAAUUGUCCUGAAAGAGCAGAACUACACACUCAACAGCCGCGUUCGAAGUGCGGAGCGGUCGCUACUCGAGCUACAGGCAGAGAUGUCACAACAGCAUGGCAAAACACUGGAGGAGCAGAAGAAGCGGGAGACGCAGGAGGUGCUUUUGCGUCGGCUGCAGAAGAGGCUCUUGCUACUUACCAAGGAACGUGAUGGCAUGCGCUCCAUUCUGGAAUCGUACGACAACGAGCUGGCGCCUGCCGAACACUCGCCACAGCUUGGCAAGCGUCUGAAGGAGGCGGAGGAAGUCCUUCUUAAAACGCAGAACCUCAACACAGAGAUGGAGUUGCAGCUCAAAAAAACACAGGACGAGACAGGCACUCUCAAAUUGCAGCUGCAGACCAUGCAGUUUGAGAUGGAGAGCCUGAGAAAGCAGCAGGCCUCAACAGAUGACAGAUGCUCUUUAGUGAGCAAAGAGGAGGUCACCAUGCUCAGGUCGAAAAUUGAAGAUUUGGAGGCAGAGCGGCAGCGUUUGGAGGAGCUGAAGGAAACACUGGAGAUGAGGCUGGAGCGACACAACCUACAGGGCGACUACGACUCGUUCAAGACCCGUGUGCUCAACUUAAAGAUGAACCCCACUGCCGUGGCCAAGCAGCAGCGACAGCAGGAGACGGAAGCCCUGCGGCAGGAAGUGGAACACCUGCGGGAUGUGGUACGCAAAGUGCAGGAGGGGGGCAGUGGGGCCAAAGUGGAUGCUGCCUUGCACUCAGCUAACCUCAGCCUACCGCCAUCAAAGGAGGUUCAGGAUUUGCUCAAGCAGAUUGAGCGGUCUGAGCUGAAGAACCAGCGUCUGAAGGAGGUUUUCCAGCAGAAGAUUCAGGAGUUCCGCACUGUCUGCUACAUCCUCACCGGUUACCAGCUGGACAUCCCUAUAGAAAACCAGUACCGGCUGACCUCAGUUUACGCUGAGCAUAUGGAGGACUACUUGGUCUUCAAAAAGACCGGCACUGGACUCUCAGGAAGCAUGGAGCUAAUGGAGACGCCUUUUUCCAUGACACUGGGCGAUCUGGUGGAUCUGCACCUCCACCACCAGAACAGCAUCCCCGUGUUCACCUCAGCCCUCACCAUUGAUCUUUUUGGACGCCAGACCACCAUCACCUAA
Nerophis lumbriciformis (worm pipefish) is the source of this 2172-nucleotide messenger RNA. The record is from RefSeq and is a predicted model, not a curated record. NCBI's taxonomy places the organism in Eukaryota, Metazoa, Chordata, Actinopteri, Syngnathiformes, Syngnathidae.